This is a messenger RNA of Rhodamnia argentea, 2772 nucleotides long. Its product is annotated as transcription factor BIM2. Lineage: Eukaryota; Viridiplantae; Streptophyta; Magnoliopsida; Myrtales; Myrtaceae. The transcript has 5 exons. The record is from RefSeq and is a predicted model, not a curated record. The coding region runs from base 1130 to 2464 and encodes 444 amino acids. Gene Ontology annotation, molecular function: DNA-binding transcription factor activity; protein dimerization activity. Gene Ontology annotation, biological process: DNA-templated transcription.
UAAUGACAGAAUUGGCAAUUGAGACAAACGACCUGUCAGGCUGAAAGAGCAAUAUUGGCUAUGAGUAUUUCAUUUCUGAAGUCUUGAGCUUAAUAAACGUUGUAGAUGGCCUUCAUCUCUGUAUAUGUUCUGCUUGAAAUGGGCUAAAGCUAGCAACUGGACAUGCUCACUGACAAAUUCACAAGAUUGUGGAAGGGAUCAUGAAAAUGUCCCUCCAGAUAGUCGAGCUCGGGUGCAUGAUGGCUCUGAAGUCUACAUUGAAGAACCUGAUCAGGCUCCCAAAAGACUUAGAACAGAGAAGAGUUAGUGAAUCAGAAUGGUCUACCUCCUUUUCUCAUUAUUCUUUUUUUUUUUUAAUGUAAUGUUAGGUAUGGAAGCAGGAGGUAAGAUCUAUCAAUUCUCUACCGUGGUAUGAGAACAGCUAGGUUCAGGUUAAUUGUAUAUGGUGGUGCUCUCUGGUUUGAGUAGUUACGUGGAAAUGCAUAGAAAAGUUCUAUUACAUGUGUUGAUUUGUUCGAAUCUCCUAAGCCUGAUUCAGGCUUCCGUGGGCAUAUAACGAGAAUUCACAUAGCGACAUCCGGUGGCAUUUCCUAAUUCUUCUUCAGGUUUCAAGCCCGCUUAAUCACCAUUUCUUUCCUCUUCCCGUGCUGCUGUAGUGCAAUUUGCUUUGGAAUGUCUUUUGAAGAUCCUGCCGAUUUCCAAAUAUCAUUUCUAUACCAUUUCUUUACCAGACUCUUAUAUUUUGUUUGCCUUCCAAGUUCUUAAUUUAAUUUUUGUCAGCUUUUUGGACGGUUCUUUUACGAACUCGGCUGAACUUCUCUACUCUCUGAACUUUUUUGAGUCCAAAGUCCAAACACCUGGGAGUCCUGUGUGUGAGGACCUGAUUUUCACCAACUUUUUUAGAGAUGAGAUGCAUUGCUUCUUCCCUUGAAACGAAUCCUGCAGCUUCUUCAAAGCCUCAAGCAAAGCACAAUGUUUUCUUCUUUCCUUUUUGUGAGAUGUUGCUCUCUUCUCACCAAGAAAAGCUUCCAAUGUCACGGAUUGCUUCGCUCCUUUAUUCAAUCUUCUCAGUUAUAACCCGGGACGCACCCCCAAUCUUCUUCCUCCAUCCAGCAACUUCUAACCACAAAUGCAUCCCUCAACCAUCGACGAUGCUGCCCUCAUCGAUGUAGAGGCUCCUAACCACGACCAUGAAUCCUCCCCUACACGGUUCCAUGAGCCGAGCCCACUUGCAUCUGUCCCGUUGCUUCUCCGACCAUCCUAUGCCAGGUCGAGAGUGCCCAUCUCUGAUGAUCUCCGCCACUUGCGGAUCAGCCUCAAGUGGUGCGCGCUCGAUCAGUCCUCCUGUUUUGGCAAGUUCAUCUCCAUUUUCACGUUCAUACUCUUCACCGUCGUCAUUCCAAUAGUGAGCUCCCUCGCCGUGAAAGUACCACCGACAGCUCCGGUUGAAAACCCGAUAUCUUUCAACCUGCUCGUCCAGUUCCCGGAGUCGGGCUUAGCUGCAAUUGGCUUCUUCACACUAUGCAGGUUCUUCAACAAGUACGGGCUGCGGCAGCUCCUCUUCCUCGAUGCGCUUGAGCAUGACUCUGCCCUUGUGCGUCGUAACUACGCCCGCGAGCGCGACAAGUCGUUCCGCUACCUGUCCUACAUCCUCCUCCCUUCCUUCCUCGUCGAACUCGCCCACAAGGUCGUAUUCUUCUCAACCGUCUCCGUGUCCUUCUCCCUCCCCUUUCCCUUCCCAUCGAACGCCAUCCUCUUCGUCCUCGUCCUGGCCUCCUGGAUCUACCGAACUGGCAUCUUCCUCCUCGUCUGCGUCCUCUUCCGGCUGACCUGCGAGCUCCAGAUCCUGAGGCUCGGCGGCCUCCACGGGAUGCUCGAGGGCUGUGGGUCCAACCCGAGCGCCAUAUUCGACGAGCACGUCAGGAUCAGGAAGCAGCUGUCCACAACGAGCCACCGGUAUCGGUUCUUUAUCAUCAGUUGCCUCGUGACGAUGACAGUGAGCCAGUUUGCAGCGCUGCUGAUCGUCCUGGCAUCGAAAACCGAGAAGAAUUUCUUCAAUUCCGGAGACCUCGUGGUGUGUACCGUUGUUGAGCUGAGUGGUCUGUUCUUGUGCCUGGUGGGUGCUGCAAGAAUCACCCACAGAGCUCAAGGGAUCGCCUCUGUGGCCACUAGAUGGCACAUGCUCGUGACUUCUGCUUCUGGUUUGAACCGCCCGAAACCCGAAACUGCGGAACACGACAGUUCACACAGCGACACCGACUCAGAUCUCGUUAUCCCUGUCUCCACCUCCUCGGAUUCUGGCUCAUUCCAAAUCCGACAAGCAUUAGUGGCCUACUUGGAGCGGAAUAACGGCGGGAUAACGCUCUACGGGUUCCCGCUGGACCGGGGGCUGCUGCACACGAUCUUCGCGUUCGAGUUCUCGCUCGUGCUGUGGAUUCUGAGCAAGGUGGUGGUCCUGUCUUGAUCCACAAGAUGAUGAAAGUUUUUCCCGGACUUUUUUCCCUUAAGCUUGAUAAAUUAUCAACAUGAAUCAAUUCUCACUAGCCAUUCAAUCAUAUAAAAUUUUUCCCUGGUCCCUAGCUCAUCAGGUUUCAAAUGUAUGACACAACAGAACUGAAACUAGCAAAGCCGAGACUUUUGAGUCCCACAUGGCACCUCGGAAGGUAUGAGGAAUCAAUCAGACGAGACAAAACGGGGGCGAACUCCCGCUUGAAACUCAUACCUUUCUCGGCCUUUUGGCUAAGAUCAUGUGUAGUAUCUAUUCUUAUCAGU